Schistosoma spindalis is the source of this 1931-nucleotide messenger RNA. The record is from the annotation of a GenBank genome assembly. NCBI's taxonomy places the organism in Eukaryota, Metazoa, Platyhelminthes, Trematoda, Strigeidida, Schistosomatidae.
ACUACUACUACUACUACUACUACCACCACCACUGUUACAACGAAUCCUAUGAAUAGUACUACUAGUAGUAUGAUUAGUAAUAGUAAUAGUAAUUCACAAACUGGUGUUUAUUAUGAUGGUUUACGUGUAUUAUCUUCAAAUCAUUUUGAGAUAACACUUUAUUUAAAUCAAAUGGGUGUAUUUAAUUUUAUGGAUGAUGGUAGUAUACCAGGUGGUGCUGUAUUAAAAUUAUCCGAUGGUCGUAAACGUUCUAUGUCAUUAUGGGUUGAAUUUAUUACAGCAUCAGGUUAUUUAUCAGCUAGAAAAAUACGUGCAAGAUUUCAUAGUUUAAUUGGACAAGCCAUACAAAAAUCAACCUAUCGUCAUAAUAUACGUAUGUUAAAUCAUACAAGUGAAGUGAAAUUAUGUAUAUAUGAUAAAUAUAUAUUACAAAUUACACCAGCAUUUCGUUGUAAUGGUUUAUGGCCUAGAUCAGCUAGUCAUUGGCCUAUGAAUAAUCAUAUUUAUAAUGAAUUAAAUACUACUAUAAAUACUACUAAUAAUACUACUAAUAAUAUAAUCAAAUGGCCAUCAAAUCAAUUAAUUAAUGAAGUAAAAUAUGAAGGAUUUUGUUUAUUAAGUCAAGAAUCAGUUUAUACAAAAGAUAAACAAGCAACAGCUGAAGGUGAUGCAUGGUUAUUAGAUUUUUAUAAUGCUGAAGAACGUUUAUUAUUAAAUCAUACAAUACGUAGACAAUGUUUUAGUAUAUUAAAAACAUUAGCUGAUCGACAUUUAACUGGUAUAAAUGAUCAAAUCAAUUUUAAACAUUCUAAAUCAACUUUAUCAACAUCAACAUCGUCGACAUCAUCAUUAUCAUCAUCAUCGUCGACAGUUCACAUGAUGAAUUCAGUUAUUCAAGAAUAUGAUAUUAAAACACUUGUUUUACAUGAAUGUGAAAAACAUCCAAAUGAUGAUGAUUGGACACAAUAUACAUUAGGUGAUCGUAUUAAUAGUAUAUUAUUACAAUUAAUAUCAUGUUUACAACAUCGUCGUUGUCCACAUUAUUUUUUACCAAAUUUAGAUAUAUUUCGAGGAUAUUCUACAUUAGGAAUGGAUAUUACAGCAAAACAAGCAUGGAGAUUAUUAAGAGAAUUAUUAACAUGUCCACAAGCACUUGAAUAUCUUUAAUUUUUAAGAAAAAAAAAAUUGGCGGGGCGGGGGGAGGGUGCGAAGAAACUAACAUGAUCAAUAUUCAACAAUCAUAUGGAAACAUAUAAUACAAGAAAAUUUGAAGACAAUUUUUGUGUAAAGUGAUUAAUCUUUUUAUCUCUUAUCAUGUUAAUUACUUACUUAAUUACAUACGCCUGUUAAUCCUUAUGGAGCAAUAGACUGCCGAUCAGUAUUCUCCAAUCCAUUCUGUCCUCGGACUUUCUUUCUAGUUCUAUUUAAUUGCUUUGUCAUUCUUCUCAUGUCUAUCUCUAUUUCUUGAUGUAAUAUAAUCUUUGAUCCUCCUCUCCUCCUUUGGCCAUAAGGAUUCUAGGUGAAGGCAUGCUUUGUGACACAAUUAGGUGCUUUUCUCAAUGUUUUUCCUAUUCACUUCCAACGUUUCUUCGUGAUUUCUUCCUCUACUGGAAUCUGGUUUGUUCUCUACCACAGUAAAUUGUUAUUUAUAGUGUCUGGCCAACGGAGUCGAAGUAUUUUUUCACAGACAACUGUUGAUAGAUACUUGUAUCUUGUGGAUGAUGGAUUUCAUAGUUUUCCAAGUUUAUGUCUCAUAAAGUAGAAUCUUUUCAUGUACACAUACAUAUAUACACUUUAACAUUGAUCAUAUUUGAAUGUGUAAUCUUGAAUAGUUAUUUAUAAUAAUGAUGAAACUAUUUGUUUAAAUUGUAUACUUUUAACUAAAAAAUCUUGUUGCAUUUUUUUAAAUGAAUAUAAGAUCUAUCUGUAUA